AUGCCGCAAAACGAGUACAUUGAAGAGUCGAUAAAACGUCAUGGAAGGCGGUUUGAUUAUGAAGAACGCAAACGGAAAAGACUUGCCCGUGAUGCGCACAGUUCCUCAGCAUUUGCUCGUAAGGUUCAUGGUUUACGGGCUAAAUUACAUAAUAAGAAGCGUCAUGCUGAAAAAAUAGAAAUGAAGAAAAAAAUUAAACAACAUCAAGAAAAAUCUUCUAAACAAAAAGAUGCUCAAGCAAUUCCUGAAGGAGCAAUUCCUACUUAUUUGUUGGAUCGUGAAGGACAACAAAGAGCUAAAAUAUUAUCAAAUAUGAUAAAACAAAAACGUAAGGAGAAGGCAGGAAAAUGGACUGUACCAUUACCUAAAGUACGUGGAAUUGCGGAAGACGAAAUGUUUAAACAAUGGAAACGUAUGAUCACAAAAGCUACUUUUGUGGGUGAUGGAUUUACUCGUAAACCACCAAAAUAUGAAAGAUUCAUUAGACCAAUGGCUUUAAGAUACAAAAAAGCUCACGUUACUCAUCCAGAAUUAAAAGCUACAUUUCAUUUACCAAUAAUUGGUGUUAAAAAAAAUCCUCAAAGUCCUCUUUACACACAAUUAGGAGUAAUGACUAAAGGUUCUAUUAUAGAGGUUAAUGUAUCUGAACUUGGACUUGUUACAACAUCUGGAAAAGUUGUGUGGGGUAAAUAUGCACAAGUCACCAAUAAUCCUGAAAAUGAUGGUUGUAUCAAUGCUGUGUUACUUGUUUGA
Molecule: messenger RNA, 753 nt
Organism: Diversispora eburnea
Lineage: Eukaryota; Fungi; Glomeromycota; Glomeromycetes; Diversisporales; Diversisporaceae
Source: the annotation of a GenBank genome assembly